Molecule: messenger RNA, 1890 nt
Organism: Crotalus tigris (Tiger rattlesnake)
Lineage: Eukaryota; Metazoa; Chordata; Lepidosauria; Squamata; Viperidae
Gene: TPBG
Product: trophoblast glycoprotein
Exons: 2
Coding region: 350-1534 (394 amino acids)
Biological process (GO): negative regulation of canonical Wnt signaling pathway
Cellular component (GO): plasma membrane
Molecular function (GO): protein binding
Source: RefSeq, a predicted model, not a curated record
GGGACGGAGGGGAGGGGGGGGGGCAGGGAAAGUUGCUGGCUGCGCCAUGCAGUUCCCACUUGGCCCGGGAGUUUGCGCGGGACUGGCGGAGCCGGGAGCCCAGGCGCGAGAGACAGGGUGGCAGGACGUGAAAGAGAACUGGUCCAUUCCUAGGGCUGUUCCUCCCCUUCCAAGACCGCUGUGGAGUCCCAGCCUGGCUGGGAAUUGCACUUUCUCUCCAAGCUUCCUUUCUCUGCCUUUCUGCUUGACCCAAGAAGAAGCUUCCGGAGGGCUGGAGCCAAGGAUCCUUUAGAGACAAGAGACAGCCCAGGGAGCACCGCAGGAGAACAGUCCCUGAGAAGAGGUGGUGAUGCUGGGGUGCUCUCUUUGGCGCUGUGCAUCCCCUGCGCUAAGUGGGGAGAGGCAAGGAGCUGGGGGGCUGAAGCUGCUACUCCUGCUGAUCCUCUCAGGCUGGGUUUGGGCUCAGCAGCCACAACCACAGAUUCUCCCCUGCCCGGCGCUAUGUGAGUGCUCAGAGACAGCCCGAACAGUGAAGUGCGUCAACCACAACUUGACAGAGGUGCCGCCUGAGCUGCCACCUUUCGUGCAGGGCCUCUUCCUCACCCGUAACUGCAUCAGUAACCUCUCUUCUGCCUCCUUCCUCUCCGCCUCCUUCUCGGAGCUCACCAUCCUCGACCUGAGGGGCAACCAGCUGAGCUGGGUGGGCGCGGAAACUUUUGCUGGGCUGCCCCACCUAACGCAGUUGGACCUCAGCGAUAAUUCACUCACUUGGCUCAGCCCCAUGGCCCUGGGCAAUACCAGCAGCCCCCUGGAAGAACUGGACCUGAGGAGCUCCCUCUACAACAACAGCUUUGUGCCCCUGGUGGCAGAGCUGCUCCAGACGGGCGCGCUUCUCAACCUGAAGCGCUUGGACCUGUCGGAUAACAAUUUGAUUUAUCUGCCAGCCAUGAUGUUCUCUGCCCUGCCCAGCCUGGAGCACCUAGACAUUCACAACAACUCAGUGGUGAGCUUGCAUAAAGUGUUCUUGGGGAGCCUCCGACAGCUGCGCAGCUUCAAUCUCGGCAGCAACAUUUUCAAGACCCUGAGGAAUGACACUCUCCAGCAGCUGCAGGGCCUCCCUUUGCUGACCCUCAAUCUCAGCAGCAACCCCUGGGUCUGCGACUGCCACAUCGAGGACUUGGUGAGCUGGCUGAAGGAGAGCAAGCAGGUCGAGGCCAAAGCGUCCCUCGAGUGCUCCUAUCCCCAGGCGUUGCAAGAGCGCUCUUUGGUGAGCAUCAAUGUGUCGGAACUCAGCUGCCCCUUUCUGAUCGAUGACCAGACCCCACUGCAGACUUCUUACGUCUUCCUCGGGAUAGUCUUGGCCCUCAUUGGUGCCAUUUUCCUCCUGGUUUUAUAUUUGAACCGAAAGGGGAUCAAAAAGUGGAUGUAUAACAUCAGGGACGCCUGUAGAGACCACAUGGAGGGCUAUCACUACAGGUACGAGAUCAACACAGAUUCCAGGCUAACGACCCUGAACUCCAACUCAGAUGUCUGAAGAAGUACUACGGGGAAAUGGGCCUGCUGCAUAAUAGCCCUGCAUGAAAUGUAGACUUUAAAUCUUUCCCUUACUCUCACCUUCUUCCUCUUCCCGUUUCACCUAGACAUCAGAGACUUCACACGUGCGGAGAAUUAUGCCUCCCUGCCCAGCAUUCACAUAGUUGUUAUUAUGGAUGUGGUGCAUGGUAUUAGGCAGUCUGUACCAUUAUUACUUUCAUUAUUACUUUGCAACUCACUACCGGUUUGUGGUUCGAUAUUUCUUAGCAUCUAAACAGAUAAGGAAUGUUCCCUCUUUGUUUCCCCCGCCGAUAUUUUCAAAGAGUGAGCAUAUAUUAAAAAAUACCGUUCAACAAA